This is a messenger RNA of Eptesicus fuscus (big brown bat), 1290 nucleotides long. RefSeq names its product pulmonary surfactant-associated protein D-like. The transcript has 8 exons. Lineage: Eukaryota; Metazoa; Chordata; Mammalia; Chiroptera; Vespertilionidae. The record is from RefSeq and is a predicted model, not a curated record. The coding region runs from base 1 to 1140 and encodes 379 amino acids.
AUGCUUCUCCUCCUCUCCACGCUGGUCCUGCUCACACAGCCUCCAAGGUCUGAAGGAGCAGAGGUGACGACGGCUUCCCAGAAACCUUUGAUUGAUGACUGCACCCUGGCCAUGUGUAGCCCAGUGGAGAAUGGCCUGCCUGGUCGUGAUGGACGAGAUGGGAGAGUGGGCCCCCGGGGCGAGAAGGGGGAUCCAGGUAGGGCUGGACCUCGGGGCAGGCAGGGUUCACCAGGAGCUACAGGGCCAAUAGGGAUGCUAGAUGUCCCCAAUGUGGAGAAUGGCUCUGCUGGAGAGCCUGGACCAAAGGGAGACUUGGGGCCACGUGGACCUGCGGGAUCUCCAGGUCCACCCGGGCCGGCUGGAAGAGAAGGUCCCUCAGGAAUGCAGGGGGAUGUAGGACCCCAAGGCUCACCAGGCCCCAAAGGAGAGCCUGGGCCCAAAGGAGAAGUGGGUGCCCCAGGCGUGCAGGGCUCUGCAGGGACAAGAGGCCCCCUAGUUCUCAAAGGAGAGCAAGGUGCCCCUGGUGAGCGUGGAGCCCCUGGGAAUGCAGGCCCAUCAGGACCUGCAAGACCCCUGGGAUUUCCGGGAUCUCUCGGCAUCUUGGGCCCCCCAGGACUGAAGGGGGACAGAGGUGCUCCUGGGGAGAGAGGAGCAAAGGGAGAGAGUGGGCUUCCAGACAUCGCUGCUCUGAGGCAGCAGGUGGAGGCCUUGCAGGGGCAGGUAGGACGCCUUCAGGAAGCCUUUAUUCAGUAUAAGAAAGUGGAGCUCUUCCCCAACGGCCGAGAUGUUGGCCAGAAGGUCUUCAAGACAGCAGGCUUUCAGAAACCUUUCCAGGAGGCAAAGCAAGUGUGCGCACAGGCCGGGGGGCAGCUGCCCUCCCCACGCUCUGCAGCUGAGAACAAGGCCUUGCAACAGCUGGUGGAGGCUGAGGACAAGGGUGCUGCGUUCCUGAGCAUAACAGCCUUCUGGACUGAGGGCACGUUCACCUACCCAGGAGGGGAGCCCCUGGUCUAUUCCAACUGGGCCCCCAGGCAGCCCAUCAACAAUGGUGGCAAGGAGCACUGUGUGGAGAUCUUCACCAAUGGCAAGUGGAAUGACUUACGCUGUGGAGAGAAGCGCCUUGUGAUCUGCCAGUUCUGAGCCCGCGAGGUGGGUAGGUGAGCUGUGGCCCAGGAGCUGUCCCACAUAACAAUGAAGAGCUGAGGACUCUGUGGCCCGGCUUCUGCACAGAGCCCUGGGAUGAGGCCAGCCAAGGGCUCCCAUGGAACUCCUCUCUCAGAAUAAAAUACA